Molecule: messenger RNA, 873 nt
Organism: Aspergillus niger
Lineage: Eukaryota; Fungi; Ascomycota; Eurotiomycetes; Eurotiales; Aspergillaceae
Exons: 7
Coding region: 1-873 (290 amino acids)
Source: RefSeq, a predicted model, not a curated record
AUGGUUGGAAUGUGGAUCGCACGAUGUGGUGUAAUGCUAGACAAACUGGUUAGUCUAUGCCACGGUGGUAGUGACCAGCUCCGUCAGGGACGGAGAAGGGCAGAAUUGAAGACACUCAGCGAGCAGAAUGGACGAGCAGCCGCCGAAAAUGAGGAGGUUGGAGUAAAUGGCGAGGCUGGGGAUGACGCCGGGACCGGAUCGACAGUGCGUACGUACGAGUCCAAUUACGAUACUUGCGAUAGUACAAACGGAGCCGGAACACUGGGAUCGGCGGAUGGUUGGCUGUGGAUAACACUAGCAGCCCCUGGAAAUGGAUUUAGUCUCAUCCAGGAAAUGAGUCACGAGAAUUGGGCAUCAACUGAUAAUCCGAGAUGUUCUGACUUAUUUACAUUUCCGGUGCUCGGGGGUGAGGAUGAGAGUAUUAUUUACCCGAUAAUUGACAAGAAGCGAAACCACGUUGAAGUUAUGCCUCACUCAGCCUCAGCUGAGCCGGGACAGGAAGGUCGCCUGAUUAGAAAUUCCAGGUGUCGCCUUUACUGUCUUGCCCCGUCCGAAGGCAUGCCAACAGUAUUCGUACAGAUGCGUACUAAUUGCGCUGUGGAUAGGCAAUCUCUCACUGGAGCCAGACGAACUGGGUUGAAUGAUCCAUUGACCAACGUUGCCACAAACAUGGUAUCCAGCCCAUCCGAGAUCGGAGUACCUUGGAGGAAUGGAUGUAUGAUUGAUUGUCACAGUGUUGUCGGGAACCCAUUUUCUAGCGUGCUUCGACUCCAUCUUCCAUGCCGUUUGCUCACCGGAAUCUCCACCUGGAUAGAGGAUCAAGAUAUCAGCCAGCUAGACGAUGCCGGAAAGUGGGGUAGAAGAGCAUUCUAG